CUUGGUCUCACGUAUGGGGCUUCACACAUAGGGAGCUCCGCACCUCAUGCACGAAUGAGCUUGCUGGGGUCCACGCGCUAGCAUCAUUAUGAACGGGUUGUAGCCUUUGGUUGCGACGCCAUGGUCAAUAAUCACAGCCUGGAGGUUGCAAACGUGUUUGGCUGGGUGAUGCUUCAGUUUGUCAUCACCCUGCUGGUGAACAUAUUCGCCCUGGUGCUGGCCGCACUGAGCACCUCGAGAACCCACGCAUGCGCUUGGGACUGGGCUUCCGAACGCGCCAGGAGUUCCAUGGGGUGCAUCACUUGUUUGACGGGGAGGUGUGCAUUUGAGAUCGCGGCGGUGCUGGUCGUGUACACGUUUCUGGUUGCUUGGGCCCUCGGCGGCGUUGCGUUGGUCGUGUCCAUCUUGCUCGUGCAGGUGGCGCUGGUUUGCAAGGGCGGCCAGAGCGUCAUUGACUCGGCUUCCGAUCUCGCGACGAAGUUGGAAGAUUUCCAGACCAACCACGAGAGGAUUGCCCCAGGCUGGCUUGAGAUCACGUUUACAGGCGCAGAUCUUGCAAAGUUCUGCGACGCCUCUGGCGACGUCGGAAGGUCGACCCUGGUGCUAUUUCUUGGCUGCGUCCUGCUCACCCUGAGCCAGUUCUGCAUGUCAGCCAACGUCUACGGCAAUCGCGGCCGCAUGCUUCACAGAAGAAUUGGCGGCACGGGCGAAGAUGGAGAAGGCGGCUGCGAAGGCAGCGAGGACUCCAGCGACGAGGAUGACGAAGAGGAGACAGGGGAACUGGGCAGUCGCAGCCCGCAGACCACAGCGGCAACAACGACAGUGGCACACAGUGGCACGCCGGCGCGCUGGAUCAGCAUGAGCCGGCGGCUCGCCCUUGCCGGGCACUCUUCAAAUAACACCAAGACCGUAAUGAUAUAUCCCACCGCGCAGCGAUCCUAAAGGAGUUCGCUGCUGCUGCGCUGGAGGCUGGCGCAAGCGCGCACGGGCGCGAGCGAGAGCGCGCAGACGCCGCCCGGACCGCCAGCGACCUGCGCGCGCGCGAGAGUCCGCCGUGCCCACCUCCGAUGUUCUCCUCUGC
Prorocentrum cordatum is the source of this 1081-nucleotide messenger RNA. NCBI's taxonomy places the organism in Eukaryota, Dinophyceae, Prorocentrales, Prorocentraceae. The record is from the annotation of a GenBank genome assembly.